AUGGCAGGAAUAGAAAUCUCAUUGCAGGGCUUUUUCUUCCAGCAGGAUGAUCAAGUCAUGAACGUUACCACCGCCAUGUCCUCCAUCGGCAAAAACCCUUCCACUUCCUCAAUGACGUCCGGCAACGACAGAGAGCCGCUCCCCAUCCUCCACAGCUCAUCCGACUCUUUAUGGGACAAGAAAGCGGAAGACUUCACCAAAGAACUGACCUGCACCCUGUGCCUGGAACUAUUCAGAGACCCCAUGAUCCUGCCCUGCGGCCACAACUUCUGCAAACAGUGCAUUGAGAACAUGCGGCUGAAGAAAGGAGCCUUCAUCUGCCCGGAGUGCCAAACGAGGUUUUCGGACCAAAAGUACGUCGAGAACAUUGUGCUGCAGAAGAUGGUGGAGAAGCUCAAGGGCUCUCACGUGGGGAGCGCCCAGCAGAAGUGCAUGGAGCACAACGAAACUGUGACGCUCUACUGGAAGCCGCAAGGGAAACUCGCCUGCUUCAGCUGCAGAGAAGCUCAGAAGCCCAAAGACCAAAGCACCCAGUUCCUCCUAAUUCCGGACGCUGUGCAGAUCUAUACGGAAAAACUGAUCUCCCUGAGAAUUCACCUGAGGUCUAUCCUAGUGAAGCUAGAGGUGUUGAAGAACGCUCAGGAAGAGAAGAUUUCGAGUCAUAAAGAGGACAAAUUGCAACUUCAAUACCACAUCUCCUUGGAAUUCCUAAAACUGCACCAGUUUCUUCACGGCAAGGAGAAAAUGUUAAUCAAACAGUUAAAGGAAGAGGGUGAAAUCCUCCUCCAGGAGAUGGAGGGGAAUUUAAACCGGCUCCAAGAUCAAUCGCAGAAUGCGAAGGAUAUCCUGGGGCACAUUCAGUCCCGGCUGUACCAGCAGAAUUCUGCUAGCUUCCUAAAAGAUAUACAAAUCUUCAUGGAUCGGGUGGAGAAGAAAACAGAAGACUCGUCUAUGGGAGAGCUGGUCUCGGGAUCUUUGAGCACAGGGCAUUUCAAAGGGCCAAUACAAUACAUGGUGUGGAAGGAAAUGAAGUCCACGCUCAGCCCAGAUAUUUCCUUCCUGACUCUGGACCCCGCAACGGCACAUCCGAACCUGGUUCUUUCUGACGAUCUGACCUGCGUAAGACACGACGACACAAAGCUAUCGCUGCCAGACACCCCCGCGAGAUUCGACUGCAGCGUUUCCAUCCUGGGAUCCGAAGGGUUUACUUCCGGGAAGCACUACUGGGAAGUGAUGGUGGGCAACAAGACCAAGUGGACCCUAGGAGUCGUGAAGGAGAGCAUUAACCGUAAAGGCAACUAUCCGCUGUCCCCCAAGGCGGGCCACUGGCUUAUAAAGCUAAGGAGCAAGAAAGAGUUAAAGGCUGUAGAUAUGCCUCCCCGCCAGCUCUCCCUGUCCAGUACGCUCCAUCGAGUCGGGGUGUACCUGGACUACGAGGCGGGCCAGGUGUCCUUUUAUGAUGCGGACAGACUGACUCAUGUCUACACUUUCAUGGACACUUUCGAAGAGAAGCUUUACCCCUACUUCUGCCCGUGUCUGAACGACUCUGGGGAAAACAGGGAACCACUGAAAAUUGUGACUUUUGGCGUGUAG
Molecule: messenger RNA, 1593 nt
Organism: Euleptes europaea (tarantolino)
Lineage: Eukaryota; Metazoa; Chordata; Lepidosauria; Squamata; Sphaerodactylidae
Gene: TRIM69
Product: tripartite motif containing 69
Exons: 6
Coding region: 1-1593 (530 amino acids)
Molecular function (GO): protein binding
Source: RefSeq, a predicted model, not a curated record